Messenger RNA from Cuscuta campestris, 1267 nucleotides. Lineage: Eukaryota; Viridiplantae; Streptophyta; Magnoliopsida; Solanales; Convolvulaceae. The record is from the annotation of a GenBank genome assembly.
ACUCAUUCACUCUCACUUUCACCGUACCUACUCCCUUCCCUCCCCCCAUAUCGGGGACUCAACCUUUUUUUUCUGUAAUAAACGCAAUUUGGCUAGCUCUUCGGUUCCAUCGCCAUCCUCGAUCAGGUGGAAUGCAGCUUGAAGCUUCCAUUCUUUUGGAUUUGCAUGCUUUGGGGAAGUUGUUCUAAGAUUGAACUCAGAAUUGUUUUCUGCAGGCCAUGGAAAAGAACCCACAAAAAGUUUCAAAUCCAUCUGCAAAGAAGAAGACACCAUCUAAGUAUAGUAACUCUAGUGUUAGAAGAUCUUGCCGGCUUCAAAAGCUUGGCUCACCGGUCAGGUCAGAACUUGCUGCUGAGAAAAUUGAUCUUACUGCGGAGGAGACGCCACAGGCUCAGCUUAUUGACUCUGGUUACUCUGAGGAACAAGUAGGCAUCACUCCACUUGUGCAUGAAAUGGAUAAUGGUGAUGAUGAAAAACACGUUGAUGAACAAGUGAGCAUGGAAGAGAAAAUUGACUUCCUGUACCGGACAUCAAAAGAACCUAAAAAAUCUAAGGUGCAUUUUUUCUUGUAUUUAUAUUUCUCUGUUUUUUUCUAUUCUAUAAUAAAAUUACAGUACAAUUCGAACUCUCGAACAGGCAUCCAAACACCCCUUACCGAGUGGAACAACGUAUGAGGAUCUCAACUACAAAAGCUUGUAUAUCGACUCCCACAUAAAGAAUGAGGCCUUGGCAAAGGAAAACUCAAAGCUAGCCAAGGAAUUGGAUUAUGCUCUUGGGAAGAUUGAAGCUUAUGAGAAGAUGAAUGGUGUCAUUGGAAAGCAGAAGGAAAUGAUUGUUCUUACAAAUUUAGGCAAAGCUGGUGAUGGUGUCAUAAAUCUAUCUCAACUAAUGGCUGCUACACCAAACUCAUCCCUAGAGACGCCCGGAGAGAAGUGUGGUGCUGAUAAUGGCGGUGGUGGUGCCUCUAAAUCUAAGGGUACAAAAUGUUGCAAAAGAAAGAUAACUUCUUAAGAUGCUGUGUGAGGAUGUCGUUAAUUAACUUCUUUUUUUGUUAUGGAAGCACAAACUUGUAGUUGCUAUAAUAACUCUGGUAGUAUGGUAUUAGUUAUGGGAAUAGAACUAAUCAAGGCAUUUGAUGCCAGUAGCAUUAUGGGGGUUCUUCCAAAUUUUGCAAUUUCCUAGAGCUAAAGGUCAGUUUUGUAUGUUUAUAUUUUUUUUGCCAGGAAAACCCCUUCAAUUAGUUAUUCAAUGAAAAUUGUUCCAUUGA